Messenger RNA from Westerdykella ornata, 797 nucleotides. RefSeq names its product ribosomal protein L1. The record is from RefSeq and is a predicted model, not a curated record. Gene Ontology annotation, cellular component: large ribosomal subunit. The transcript is spliced from 3 exons. Gene Ontology annotation, biological process: translation. Gene Ontology annotation, molecular function: structural constituent of ribosome; RNA binding. The annotation marks the transcript as partial. NCBI's taxonomy places the organism in Eukaryota, Fungi, Ascomycota, Dothideomycetes, Pleosporales, Sporormiaceae.
CAUGUCGAAGAUCUCUGUUGCCGGCGUGCGCCAGAACGUCAAGGAACUGCUUGAGUACAGCAAUGAGACCAAGAAGAGGAACUUCCUCGAGACCGUCGAGCUCCAGAUCGGCUUGAAGAACUACGACCCCCAGCGUGACAAGCGUUUCUCCGGAACUGUCAAGCUUCCCGUCGUUCCCCGCCCUCGCAUGUCGCUCUGCGUCCUCGGUGACCAGCACGAUAUUGAUCGCGCUAAGCACUUGGGCACCGAUGCCAUGUCUGCGGACGACUUGAAGAAGCUGAACAAGAACAAGAAGCUCAUCAAGAAGCUCGCCCGCAAGUACGACGCCUUCCUCGCCUCCGACGCCCUCAUCAAGCAGAUUCCCCGUCUCCUUGGUCCCGGUCUGUCUAAGGCCGGCAAGUUCCCUACCCCCAUCUCCCACGCCGAAGAUCUCGGCAACAAGAUGACCGAGGUCAAGUCCACCAUCAAGUUCCAGCUCAAGAAGGUGCUCUGCAUGGGUGUCGCUGUCGGCAACGUUGGCAUGACCGAGGAUGAGCUCAUUGGCAACAUCAUGUUGGCCAUCAACUACCUCGUCUCCCUGCUCAAGAAGGGAUGGCAGAACGUUGGGUCCCUGACCAUCAAGGCUACCAUGAGCCCUCCCAAGCGCCUUUACUAAGUGUGCUGGGUCGGUUCGUAGCUGGAUCAGGAGUAUUUAGCGGCCGAAAUCGAUCUGAGAGUCUCGGUUCUCGCUCUCAUGACGUUUAAAGCGUAUCUCAAGUGUGGGCAUUAGUGUAGUAUCGUAAUGAAAUGCAUGAAGC